AUAAUUUUAUACUUUAUUAUUCUAAAAUAUAGUAUUAUAGUAGUGUGUUGAGGUAGUUUAAAGGUGCAUUUUAGUAGUGUCUGGUUAAAAAAGGGCCUAAAUGAGGAAACAAUAAAAAUGAAUUCCGUGCAAAUAAAAGUUACAAACCCCUCACCAGAAAAAAAAAUUGAAUUUAAAGAGGAACCAAAAAUAUUAUACUCAAAAAACACAGAAAUUUUGGUCAUUGACGAAUGCACUACAGUGAAAAAUACAUGCGACACAAUAUGUGAUUCAACUGAGGAAAUUAUAGGUCCAGAUUGUGAUUCAACACAAAAUGCGAAUACCAAAGAAAUUUUAGCAUCCAUUAAUAAUAAUUAUUAUAAUUGGCCACCAUGGGCUCGUUACUUAAAGUUGGGUAUUUUAUUGUCAUGUUGGGGUUUGUGUAGUGUUGCGUUGAUUACAAGAAAUGAGCAUACAAAUACAAUGCAUCAACUUUCAAUACCGCCAUAUCGGCAUUCUCGAGGGUAUUUUCUUUCAGUUUUGCCAUCCAAUAAAAAACAAAUGACAUUGUAUUUAAAAGGAGCUUUAUUACCUACAUGUUAUGGUAAUUUAUCGAAAAACUGGAUCAGUGUUUGGGUGGAAUUGGUUGAAUUAAACUAUGUACCAGAAAAAAUGUUGGAUAUUUCUUUUUCAGACAUUGAUUAUAUUCGGAAUGUAACACAAGAAUGGCGUUUCCCGAUUGUAUCGUCCGAAUUAAUUGGCUUUGUACCAGAAAUAACCAAACACAAAAUAUUUGAAUUUAAUUCUGUUGGAUUACCAAAAAACUCAAUAAGUCGAUUUCGUUUAAAAUUUCAUUCAAAUUUAAGAGUUGUUUUUCCAAUUUCAUUUUUAUACCAUUUUUCAACAAUUGAUAUAGAAGAAGGUGUAUUAUAUGGUGCUAUUUUAUUAUCGGGCUUGUAUGUUAUGAUUAUUUUUGAGUUAGUACAUAGAACGCUGGCUGCCAUGCUAGCUAGCACAAUGGCUGUAGCUAUUUUAGCAGCGUUGAAUGAUAGACCCAGCAUAAAAUUAAUUAUUUCAUGGAUUGAUAUUGAAACUAUUUUAUUGUUAUUUUCAAUGAUGAUACUAGUUGCAAUAUUUUCGGAUACUGGAGUUUUUGAUUAUAUGGCAGUCGCGGCGUAUCAGAUAACCGAUGGACAAGUUUGGCCAUUAAUUACAGUUUUAUGCUUUUUUACGGCAUUAUUAUCUUCAUUUUUGGAUAAUGUCACUACUGUUUUAUUAAUGACACCAAUAACAAUAAGGUUGUGUGAAGUAAUGCAAUUAUAUCCCGUUAAAGUUUUAAUGAUUAUGGUAAUUUAUUCUAACAUAGGAGGUGCUUUAACACCGAUUGGAGAUCCACCGAAUGUCAUAAUUACAACAAAUCCUUCAGUAAUUCGAUCUGGUGUAAAUUUUUUCACAUUUUUUCUUCACAUGGGAAUUGGUGUUGUACUUUCGACGAUUGUUAUCUAUAUCUAUUUAAGGCUUACGCUUACAAAAGCUGAUUUACUUUCGAAAGAUAAUCAAGAAGUUCAAGAUUUAAAACAUGAACUUGCCAUAUGGCAAAAAACCGUAUCAUCACUUUCAAGUUAUUCAAAAAACGAAGAUAUUGUUCGUGAAAGUUUGAUGACUAAAAUAAAUCGAUUACUAAGUGAAUUGAAAGUAAAAAUGACUGAAAGUAAUUCCACUACUUAUAAACAUAGCGCUACUUUGGAUGAAUUGAAAGAAAAAUAUCCAAUUCGUGACAAAGAACUGUUAAUUAAAUCUGGAUUUACAUUGUUUGUGGUAAUUCUCGUAUUCUUCCUUCAUGCUAUUCCUGUUUUUGCACGUCUUGGUCUAGGAUGGACUGCAUUAUUGGGUGUCAUGCUGUUAUUAUUAAUUUCUGAUCGUGGUAAUUUUGAAUCAGUUUUGUUACGUGUGGAAUGGUCGACGUUAUUGUUUUUUGCUUCAUUAUUUAUAUUAAUGGAAGCACUUUCCAAACUGGGUUUUAUCGAUUGGAUUGGUGAACAAACUCAAUCCGUAAUUUUAGCUGUUGAUAAAGAAAAUCAAUUAGCCGUUGCAAUACUUUUAAUUCUAUGGGUAUCAGCUGCAGCCUCUGCAUUUGUUGAUAACAUUCCAUUGACAACAAUGAUGGUUAGAAUUGCAAUAUCAUUAAAUGAUAAUCGUGACUUAAAUUUACCAUUACAACCGUUAAUUUGGGCAUUAUCAUUUGGAGCAUGUUUAGGAGGAAAUGGUACAUUAUUCGGAGCCUCUGCAAAUGUAAUUUGUGCGGGAGUCGCCGAACAACAUGGUUAUAAAUUUUCAUUCAUAGAUUUUUUUAAAUUAGGUUUUCCAAUCAUGUUGGUUUCAAUGAUUGUUACAACUACUUAUCUAAUUAUUGCACAUGUAGUUUUAGAAUGGAAUUAUUAAAAAUUAUAUUU
Messenger RNA from Chrysoperla carnea, 2432 nucleotides. RefSeq names its product P protein (gene hoe1). NCBI's taxonomy places the organism in Eukaryota, Metazoa, Arthropoda, Insecta, Neuroptera, Chrysopidae. Gene Ontology annotation, biological process: transmembrane transport. The coding region runs from base 118 to 2421 and encodes 767 amino acids. Gene Ontology annotation, cellular component: membrane. The record is from RefSeq and is a predicted model, not a curated record. The transcript is spliced from 14 exons.